AUGGAAGGGGCGCAGGCUGGCCUGGUGAGGUGUGUGCCAAAGCCAGGCCCAGGCCGGAGCCUCCAGCUGCCUGGGCCCCAGACCAGCAGCUGCUGGCUGCACAGACCCAGGCAGGCUGCGGAAGGACGUCGAGGGCUGGGGCGCAGAAGUCCCCGACCUCACGUGGACUCUCCGGUCAGCCGCCGUGACCACCCCAAGACGCCCGUGGCCGCUGUGUGGGGCUCAUGUGGCCGGAUGGUAGGGCUGGGACGGGUGUGGGGCCAGCUCUUGAAGCGCCCCGAGACGGCCGCGUGCGCCCUAGGCCUCUCGCCUUGCCGGGACCGGGGCGCCCUAGAGGUUCCGGAGCAAAAAAGAGUCCUGCAGCGCUGGAGCAUCUUUCCCGUUUCAGUCCAGGGCCCAGACCUCCGGGACCGGCCGCAGUCGUCCAGCGCCAAGGAGAUGUGGCUGCUGGUGGCCCUCCUGGCCCUAGCGCUCGCCUACUUCGCGCUGCUGGACGGCUGGUACCUGGUGCGCGUGCCGUGCGCCGUGCUGCGCGCGCGCCUGCUACAGCCGCCCGUCCGCGACCUACUGGCCGAGCAGUGCUUCGCCGGCCGGGUGCUGCCCUCCGACCUGGACCUGCUCCUGCACAUGAACAACGCGCGCUACCUGCGCGAGGCCGAUGUGGCGCGCACCGCGCACCUGACCCGCUGCGGCGUGCUCGGGGCGCUGCGCGCGCUCGGGGCGCGCGCCGUGCUGGCCGCCUCGUGCGUGCGCUACCGCCGUUCGCUGCGCCUGCUCGAACCCUUCGAGGUGCGCAGCCGCCUGCUGGGCUGGGACGACCGCGCCUUCUACAUGGAGGCGCGCUUCGUCAGCCUGCGCGACGGCUUCGUGUGCGCGCUGCUGCGCUCCCGCCAGCACGUUCUGGGCACCUCGCCCGAGCGCGUCGUCCAGCACCUGUGCAAACGCAAGGUGGACCCUCCGGAGCUGCCGGAGGACCUGCGACACUGGAUUGCCUACAACGAGGCCAGCAGCCAGCUGCUCCGAGCCGAGAGCGGGCUCAGCACUGACGACAAGGACCAGUGA
Molecule: messenger RNA, 1062 nt
Organism: Orycteropus afer afer
Lineage: Eukaryota; Metazoa; Chordata; Mammalia; Tubulidentata; Orycteropodidae
Gene: THEM6
Product: thioesterase superfamily member 6
Exons: 6
Coding region: 1-1062 (353 amino acids)
Source: RefSeq, a predicted model, not a curated record